UUGCGCUUAACCACCGAGCCUUUAGACCGUCAUUGGCUAGACCAGGAUAAACCCGACCUUCUCCAGGUUUCCCCCACGAUUUCAGCACAAUGACAACAACUCAGCCGUAUAAUCCGGGGUCAUAUCAAAGUAAUUGAUCGCCGGACUCCCUUGGAAAGCGAGCAUGUGAGGGGCUGAGGUUUUUCACUUUGAAUUUGGCGUCAGUGGUCUGCAAUGGCACGAAAUACAGCCGGUUAACUAUAUAAAAUCCAACGUAGUUCCGGCAAAAUGUGACAAGCACGACAAUGGUCAAUUAAAGUUCUAGAAAAGGCCAGCAAAAUGCUUGCCGUCAAUGAGAAACUGUGGUGGAUAGCCACCUUGGCGAUCCAUUGUAUCUAUGCGCAAAACAUCGUCGCAAGUCUGGAUUAUGGCACUUUCCAAGGUGCCUAUAGUGCACAGUACAAUAUCUCGUACUGGCAGAAGAUUCCUUUUGCUGCACCACCGGUGGGUGAGAACAGAUUCCGGGCACCUCAACCGCCUCUAGCCAUUACUAGUGGCACUUACAAUUCGAGUCAAACUUUUGACAUGUGUCCCCAGAGAACGGUCAAUGGCUCAGAAGACUGUCUAUAUCUCGGCCUAUACGGCCGACCAUGGACUACAUCCCAACCCUUACGGCCGGUCGUAGUGGUAUUCUAUGGUGGCGCCUUCGUCCAAGGCUCGGCCUCCUUCACGAUCCCGCCAUCUGCUUACCCAGUACUCAAUGUUUCAGAGUCCAGCAAUAUGAUAUUUAUCUACUCAAACUACCGGGUUAACGCAUUCGGGUUCCUGCCAGGUAAAGAAGUGGCUAGCGAUGCAUAUUCAGACGUGAAUGCCGGACUUCUGGAUCAAGAGGCCGCUAUCAUCUGGACGCAGAAGUACAUCAAGCAUUUUGGCGGAGAUCCGAAUGAAAUUUCCAUCUGGGGACAGUCGGCUGGCGGCGGAAGCGUGGUCGCUCAGGUCAUUGGCAGGAAGCACGACCCUCCCACGUUUAAGAGGGCGCUGGAGUCAAGUCCCUUCUGGCCCAAGACGUACAACAACGACGACCCAGAGGCCCAGAGCCGCUACGACACCCUCGCUAAUCUGGCGGGCUGCGCCGGACCGGACAGCCUCAAGUGCUUGAAAGGCGUAGACGUGUCGGUCAUCCGCAACGCGAGCUACACCAUGGUCUCGGGCAACCUGUACGGUCCGACUUCGUAUCCCUGGGGUCCGAUCAUCGAUGGCGUGUUCCUCGAGAAGCCUCUGUCGCAGGCUGCGAAAUCGUGCGACGUCAACAACCAGCUUGGGUUCUCCAUGUACAACACGCACGAGGGGGAGAACUUCGUCUCUUCUGGUGUCGUCUACGACUCCUGGGUGUCAAGUUUCUUGCCGAAGUUCUCAACAAACGACAUUGCGCGUCUAGAUGCGUUAUAUCCCGCAGUCGGGAGCGCCGAGUCGAUCACAUCUUACAACGACUCAUACACGCGCGCGAGUUUAAUUUAUCGAGACUCCGUCCUGGCGUGUCCGGGCUACUGGACAGCCGGCGCAGCGCCGAAGGGUGGCUGGCUGGGCGAGUAUACUAUCUCGCCCGCAAAGCAUGCCUCAGACGUCAGCUAUUGGAAUACCGUAAACGCGAUCCAGCAGACUGAUCCACUGCACUACAAGGGCUUUGCUGGAGCAUUUGCGUCUUUUUUCAUGACCGGCGACCCAAACGCGUUGAAAGUGACAGCCGAGAAUGUGACGGGUGUGCCAGCAUUGACGACAGGACAGGAGUGGGUGAUUGAUAGUCAGGGCUUCACGACCCAUAAUCUCACCCAGUUCAAGAAGAGAUGCGACUUUUGGAGAGAAGUGGCACCCAGGCUGCCUGUUUAGACUACAUAUUAACCUUUUGGUCAAUAUAAUUUAAUCACCAGCAUAGUUUGGUCUUAUUUUAAUAUUAAAAAUGUGGCUCCUG
Molecule: messenger RNA, 1948 nt
Organism: Truncatella angustata
Lineage: Eukaryota; Fungi; Ascomycota; Sordariomycetes; Amphisphaeriales; Sporocadaceae
Product: carboxylesterase
Exons: 5
Coding region: 319-1866 (515 amino acids)
Source: RefSeq, a predicted model, not a curated record